AUGAACACAGCAGACCGCGUACAGAUAGCACACGACAUCAGGAGGACGACCAGGGAGCUGAAGGAUAGAGGUCUACUCGUAGCGGCGAAAUGGUCGUCCGAGCUGCUGGCUUCGCUGCCCAAGGAGAUUCGACAAGCUCCAAAUAUUCCCUUCUCCCCACCUGCACCGCCUCCAGCUACGACCUUCUCGCCGUCUCGUGCGCGUCCGUCAAUAGGCGAUUUCCUCCCCUCGCCAGGACCGACCUCAUUUGGUUUCCACGAACCUCCGCGGGAUAUGCCUGAAGCGGGGCCUUCUCGGUCACGGACGAGGCAUGGCGUCGAGUACGAGGAGGAAGGGGAUCAGCUGGAGGAAGACGAGUAUCAGUUGGCGAGGACGUACUUUGAUUUGAGGGAGUUUGAUCGGGUCACUUGGGUUUUGAGGGAUGCGAAGGGAAGCCGUUCGAGAUUCUUGAGAGUCUACUCUGCCUAUUUGUCGGCGGACCGAAAAGCACAGGAAUCAUUGCCACAUUUCCUAGAUACCAAGGAAGAACGGCUAGCCCUUUAUCCCGCCCUCAACCCUCUCAUUAUGGAGAUCCUUGACGAUACCGACCCAUACAUCAUCUACCUCCGCGGUCUGCUAUACAUGCGUAUCGACCAACGAUCGGCAGCCAUCGAGUGCUUCAUCCAGAGCGUCCUGGAACGACCAUAUAAUUGGUCCGCAUGGAGUCAGCUCGCCCAGUUGAUCAAGUCGCCUGAUCAGUUCAUCGACGUCAAGGAGCGCCUGCCACCUACACCCAUGCUCGAGUUCUGCGCCAUCACCAUCAUGCUCGACCUCCACACCGCCACGGACAUGGUCACCAAUAUGAUUUCGGAGCUGCUUGAACUCUUCCCUGGGAGUGUACAUCUCAAAGCGCAGAGAGCGCUUGUAUACUACCACAUGAGACAAUUCGAGAUCGCCGAACAACACUUUGACGCCGUGCAACAGCUCGACCCAUAUCGCAUGGAAGAGGUCGAUAUCUUCUCCAACAUGCUCUACGUUAUGGACAAGCGAGCCAAGCUGGGCAAGCUGGCACACGAGUACGCCGAGAUCGACCGGAAUAGAGCCGAGGUGUGCUGCCUGAUCGGUAACUACUAUUCAUCAAGAGGCGAUCAUAGCAAGGCUAUCUUGUACUUCAAGCGGGCGCUCCUGCUCAAUAGGGACUACCUGCCCGCUUGGACAUUGAUGGGGCAUGAGUUUGUCGAGUUGAAGAACAGCCAUGCGGCAAUCGAGGCGUAUCGUAAGGCUAUUGAUGUCAACGCAAAGGACUACCGCGCUUGGUACGGUCUUGGUCAGGCUUAUGAGCUGCUUGAUGAGCCCAUGUACGCCAUCGAAUACUACAACCAAGCUACAUCUUUGCGCCCUUACGAUUGCCGAAUGUGGACCGCUCUUGCGACGGUAUACGAAUCGCUCCAGCGCGUACCCGAGGCUAUCGAGUCGCACACUCGCGCCCUCCUCGGCGCCGACCGUUCUCAGACCAGCGCAAUCCUGCACAAGCUGGCCAACCUCCAUACCUCCAUGGCCGAAGCGCAGCCCGCCACCGGUGCCGCCCCCACUUCCGCCAUGAGCGUCGAAGCUACCGGAUAUCACCGCAAGAUCAUCGCGUUGGGGGAGAGCGAGGGCCUGGGCGUCAAUGACCUGGCGGGUAGCUAUGUUGCGGUAGCGGAGUGGGAGAUGGCGGGCCAGGCCGGACCAGGACAGGGGGACUGGGGCUUGGCGAGUCAGUAUUUGGAGAAGGUGGCAUCGACGAAUGCGCCGCAGCGGGACAAGGCGGAGGGGUUAUUGCGGACGCUGAGGUUGAGGGAGGCGAGAUUGGCGGCGGGACAGACAUGA
This is a messenger RNA of Dioszegia hungarica, 1848 nucleotides long. RefSeq names its product cell division control protein 23. Gene Ontology annotation, cellular component: anaphase-promoting complex. The transcript has 8 exons. Lineage: Eukaryota; Fungi; Basidiomycota; Tremellomycetes; Tremellales; Bulleribasidiaceae. Gene Ontology annotation, molecular function: protein binding. Bases 1 to 1848 code for a protein of 615 amino acids. Gene Ontology annotation, biological process: cell division. The record is from RefSeq and is a predicted model, not a curated record.